Molecule: messenger RNA, 915 nt
Organism: Diaporthe amygdali
Lineage: Eukaryota; Fungi; Ascomycota; Sordariomycetes; Diaporthales; Diaporthaceae
Product: short-chain protein
Exons: 2
Coding region: 1-915 (304 amino acids)
Source: RefSeq, a predicted model, not a curated record
AUGGUAUCAUCAAACGUUGAACCCGACCUCCCAAAGUUCACUACACCCGCCCGGCCACUAACAUGGCUGAUCACGGGCUGCUCUUCGGGCUUCGGCCUCGCCAUCGCGCGGCACGCCCAAGCCAACGGGCAUCGAGUCAUCGCAACAUCCCGCAAUCCAGCCAAGACCCCGGAGCUGAUGCAUGAGAUAGAGACCAACGGCGGGAAAUGGGUGCAGCUCGACCUCGACGACCCCAGCAACGGCAAGGUCAUCGAUGAGCUUGAGGCCGAGGGUACCCCGGUCGAUGUAAUCGUGAAUAACGCAGGGGUCGCCCUCCUACAGGCCGUGGAGCACAUCACCGAGGACGAGGUCCGCGCGCAGUUUGAGACGGUUUUCUUUGGACCGUACCGACUGACCAGGGCCGCCCUGCCUUAUAUGCGCAAGAGACGGUUCGGGAUCAUUGUGAAUAUUAGCACCGGGGCGAGUUUGGAAGGCCGGGAGAGCAUGGGCAUUUACUCUGCGUCAAAGGCUGCUUUUGAUGGACUUACAAAGGUUCUGGCCAAAGAGGUUGCAGAGUUCAACAUACGUACACUCACGGUGUAUCUUGGCGGCUUCAACACCCAAUUUUCUUCUUCGGCGGUGAGCAGCGGCAAAGAACCGCUGUCCGAUGAUUAUGAUGGGACAGUUGUUAGUAAAACACUUCAGUUUAUGCAUGGAGGCAAGUAUGUUGCCGACGGGGACACGUUGAAAGGUGCCAAGGCCGUCUAUGAGGUGGUCAUGGGCGAGGGAGUUGGGGCUGGCAAAGAAGCCGAGCUGAAUCUUCCUCUAGGUCGGGAGAUGGAGGCUCGUGUCAAACUCGUACGAGAUCGCAUGGAUCACUGCUGGGAGGUGUUCGGUGACGUUGCUAGCAAUGUGUACAUUAAAGCAGAGCACUGA